GAUCGCACCUUAAACAAAUGAAAGUGAAGUGCAGUGUUUAUCAAGUGUUCCACAUAGCAAAUAUCACAUCUGCAACACUAAUCAUCUCUCCGUCUGGUAAUAAUGGUAGGUUGUAUUUUAAUGAAGCUAUAUGACUUGGAGUUACUGGAGUUUGGGGUCAAAUGAAUCCCAUCAGUCGGAAUACAACUAGGGAAUAGCGUAUUCAUAUACGUUUUUCUUGAAUUUUACCUUUAUUGCCGGAACUUUAGCUAAGACUGAUAAAUAAUAAAUGUUAUCAUUUAGUUCAGAUUUGAUGCCGUAAUAGCUUUCGAUUUAUAGACGACUUAAACAAAUAUUCUUGCAGUAGCAACUUUCUGAAAUCGAAAGAGUUGGCACUUUUUGGUAUAUAGAUGACAUUAACUCUUGAGAUACCUAAGACUGCAAAAUUUUCCAUAGCAAUGUCCAACUUGUCUAGGUAUUACUUUAAAGUUUGGUCAGAUGUUACGAUCUUCCUGAGUAACGAUGAGAACACUCUAUCCUCCAUCUUCAUUCUAGAGUACGUUGAACUCAACGGUCAUCGGACUUGUCUAGAAUAAAUUGGUAUUCGAAUCUCGACUUAUGUCCUUUGUCAACUUUUUGUGCUUUCUGAACAUAAACUUGAUCUGCUAUAGUUCAGUUGGUUUUCAAACAACAUUGCCUUAUAUAAACUUUCAAAUUGACAUACAAUAGCUUAUCACAUAGCACAUGUAGCAACGCUCAUUUAGACCACCCUAAAUCUAAGAACAAAAAAACUUUCACAAGAAAUGCCAGAGAAAGAAAUUUUACGAACUACCGUUACACAAAACAAUCUAUUGUGUUAGAAGUUACUAAUAUCGCACACGGUUUCGUUUGCGUCAUCUAGCCAAUAACGCAGGCGGUGGACAACUCACCACACUGGUAGAUAUCAUUUUAUCGGACACAUUCUUAUUGUCUCGGCCGUAACUAACACAACCUUAAGUUGUGGCGUGUCUUAUCAGCUAGCACCCGAGUGGUUAAACAUCAUUUACAACUAAACCACUUCAGGUACAUUAGGUCAUCCUCGCCCUUCCCUCCAUUCCGUUCUAACGUGUCAACAGUCCGUAUCAGUGUCGCGAGGUCUCCAUCAUACUGCUGAUGACGUUUUACGCUCGUUCAUCAAUGUGCAGUAAUCGGAAGUAAAAGAAAAAUAAACAACGUGGCAAAUGAACCUUCUGAAAAGUCGUCCAACUAGGUCUUCCAUUACGUCGUGUGCCAUUGUGGUGCAGGGAUACACGUAGUAGCACUUAGCGCUUAUCAUUGUGAAUCGUUUACGUCUAGUCUGGUAGGAGCUAUGCGAACGAUCGCAUCGUUCUCGUUCCUGGUCUAAACUAACUACUUGCGCAUUGCACUGGCGAAGAAUGGUUCCAUUGCUUACUGCGAAACAUUUGUUCUUUGUGCUAGUACUUUCGCUGGUUGUCCUUACCUACUGGAUUGUGACAGUGGAACGUGAUUCUCCCAACGAUACGGAUGCUUUGCAGCAGGAACUUAAUUUCGUACAGAACGUUCAAAAAGUCCCAGGUGGUGCUUUCGAUCCCGAUGGAACACCGGGUGAUAUGGGACUGCCGGUGAUACUACCGGAAAAACUGUCCCCCGAGGUAAUGGAACUCGUGCGAAAGGGAUGGGAUGAACAGGGUCUCAAUCAGUUCGUUUCGGACAUGAUUCCGCUGCGCCGAAGGCUACCUGACGUACGGGAUGGUUGGUGUCGGAGCCAAGAGCAAGCGAGACGAGCGCAUAACAUCCAACCCGGUACACUGCCACGUUCGGUAAUAGUGAUUGUGUUCUAUAACGAAGCCUGGUCGGUACUGUUGCGCACUGUCCACUCCGUUCUGGACAGGACGCCUACCGAGCUUAUCGACGAGAUUGUGCUUGUUGACGACUGUUCCACGAUGAGUCACCUUAAAGACGAACUGGAGAAAUAUAUUGCCUCACUUGAGAAAGUGCGCCUGGUGCGUUCCACCGAACGGUUGGGUCUUAUCAGGGCGAGAUUGUUUGGAGUGAAAGCGACCACAGCGAACAUCAUUACCUUCCUCGAUGCUCACUGUGAGGUAAUUGAAGGUUGGCUAGAAGCACUAAUCGCCCACGUCGCAACAGAUGAAACGAUGAUCGCCAUACCGGCUAUCGAUUGGAUCCACGAGAAUACGCUCGCCUUAAACGCACAGAACUCGGUAAAGUACUUCGGUUCGUUCGAUUGGUCACUAAACUUUCAAUGGCGAAGUAGAGAUCAAAGAAUCAAAUCCACCUCCAAGAACGGUACCAUCGACGUACAUCCGGCAGCACCGUACGACACACCGACCAUGGCUGGUGGACUUUUCACCAUCCACCGAAAGUUCUUCGAGCGGCUCGGUUGGUACGAUGAAGGCAUGAAGAUCUACGGUGGUGAAAACAUGGAACUCUCCUUCAAGGCAUGGAUGUGUGGUGGCAAGCUGCAGAUAGUAGCGUGCUCUCGUGUAGCACACAUACAGAAGCGCGGCCAUCCUUAUUUGCGGGAGAUUGCCGGCGGCUUAUCGGUUAUCAGGCGCAAUUCGGUCCGGCUGGCGGAGGUAUGGUUGGACGAGUAUGCGGAUUAUUAUUAUGAAACAUUCGGCGGACGUGACAAGCGAGGCAACUUUGGAGAUGUAACGGCACGGAAGGAGUUGCGUCACCGGCUACAAUGCAAACCCUUUCGUUGGUAUCUCGAACACGUCUUUCCGGAACAGUUCGAUCCGAGUAAAGCUGUAGCGCGCGGUGAGAUACGCUUUGGUGGUAAAACCCAAUAUCCGACGUGUCUUGAUUGGCCGACGCAGCUGUUGUUGGUUGGCUGUCACAGUACCGGCGGUCACCAGCUGUGGUAUCUGACAAAGCACGGCGAGGUAACGCGCGAAGAUCACUGUCUGGAUUAUGAUGGUAACGCGGUGGCAAUGUACCGAUGUCACGGUAUGGGUGGCAAUCAGGCGUGGAGUUGGGAUCCGGAGAGUAAGUUGCUGAAAAAACUUACCUUCGAUCGUUGCCUGCAGUGGGAUCGUACCUUUUCGUUAGAAGUUUGUGAUCCAAAGGCACCGAAUCAGAAAUGGCUGAUGCAAAAUUUCAAACCAAACAAUCUGUGAUGUGGAUG
Messenger RNA from Anopheles funestus (African malaria mosquito), 3127 nucleotides. RefSeq names its product putative polypeptide N-acetylgalactosaminyltransferase 9. NCBI's taxonomy places the organism in Eukaryota, Metazoa, Arthropoda, Insecta, Diptera, Culicidae. The coding region runs from base 1395 to 3119 and encodes 574 amino acids. The transcript has 2 exons. Gene Ontology annotation, cellular component: Golgi apparatus. The record is from RefSeq and is a predicted model, not a curated record.